AUGAAUAAAGAUGUUGAACGAUACUAUACUAUGAUUAUAUCUUGUCUAUUUGAUAAAAUUGGAGCUCAUGCUUAUCUAUUUGGUGCAAUAUUAACAGUAGUAGAUUCUACAAAAGUAGAAACUAUUUGGACAUUAAGUACUAUUGGUGUUUGUGGAUUUGUUAUUGGUGCAGCAAUAAAUCUGAUGAUACCUGCAACAACUUAUUUAUAUAUAUGGGCUGAUUAUUUUAAUUUAUUAGGAUCAUUAUUGUAUUUACUAGCAACAAUUAUUGCUCGUCUGCAAAUAUCACAAUUAAUUGUUAUUUUUGGUGAUACGAUUUAUCUUAUUGAUUCAAUUUUAUAUAUGUUAUGUUGGUUUCAAGAGCGUCGAUUAGUAAUCGAACAAUAUGGGCAGUAUAUGUUAUUGAAAUAA
This is a messenger RNA of Adineta steineri, 411 nucleotides long. The record is from the annotation of a GenBank genome assembly. NCBI's taxonomy places the organism in Eukaryota, Metazoa, Rotifera, Eurotatoria, Adinetida, Adinetidae.